AUGUUACGGUUAAACUAUACCUAUAAUACGGGUCUUCGGAUUACGACGUUAAAUGACAAACACUACGGACAUGAACUAACACCGGAGAACUAUGCAAAAAGUUGCAGCAAAAUACGACGUUCGAGCCCUAAGACACCGUCUUCCGAGAAAAAACCAGUAGUUUGGCGUAAUCAGCAACAGGGUUCAUUACGUGAAUCAAAAUAUGAAGGAUUGAAUAACACAUCGGUACUGAGCAACAUUCAAGAAAAUUCUUCAGAGACGAAUCUAAAUUCUUCAAACAGUGCACCAUCCUAUGAUGCACCGUUAUCAUCAUUGGCGUUGAAUGUUGCUUCACAAAUCAACAAAACACCAGCUACAAAUACAACAAAUUCAUCUGUAACCCUUACGAAUGGACAUCCAAUAACGCCUAUGGAUCUUUCUGUUGGCUCGAAUGGUAUAACACCGGAUUCUACAGAGGAAGCGGAUUGUUUCAUCCAGUCAUUGCAUUCGUUGCUAAGCCAAAAGAGUCAGUUGAGCGUCAAUGAAUACAACAAAAAGGUUGCAAUCGUGAAACACUGUAUUAUGCAAGAAUUCCCAAGUUGGAAUCCACAUGAUGGGCUCGAUGUAUAA
Enterobius vermicularis (human pinworm) is the source of this 609-nucleotide messenger RNA. The record is from the annotation of a GenBank genome assembly. NCBI's taxonomy places the organism in Eukaryota, Metazoa, Nematoda, Chromadorea, Rhabditida, Oxyuridae.